This is a messenger RNA of Hippoglossus stenolepis (Pacific halibut), 2576 nucleotides long. RefSeq names its product kazal-type serine protease inhibitor domain-containing protein 1. Gene Ontology annotation, biological process: regulation of signal transduction; regulation of cell growth. The coding region runs from base 206 to 1102 and encodes 298 amino acids. The transcript is spliced from 8 exons. NCBI's taxonomy places the organism in Eukaryota, Metazoa, Chordata, Actinopteri, Pleuronectiformes, Pleuronectidae. Gene Ontology annotation, molecular function: insulin-like growth factor binding. Gene Ontology annotation, cellular component: extracellular region. The record is from RefSeq and is a predicted model, not a curated record.
CUGGUCUCUGUCCCGGUGACUGUCCCGGUGUCUGUCCCGGUCUCUGUCCCGGUCCUCUGCGGGAACAGGAGUGUGAGUGACGGCUCUGAAGUUCUCAGACAGACCGGACCAUCCUCGGUUCUCAGUCCGGGUUGUUGUCUCUCGUGGUCCCGGACAGAGAAGCGGCUUGUCCCGCAGAGCUGGUCCCACAGACCGGGUUCGAACGAUGAAGAUCCGGGGACUGGUUCUCCUCGGUCUCUGUCUGACCCUCAACACAUGCCGGGCCUUCCCCAACCAGCUGCCCGCCCUGAGCCCCGCGCCGCCCGGCCUGCCCUCCCUGAGCGACCCGCUGCUGGAGCACGAGCAGCGGGACAAGGGGCCGCCGGGCUGCGGCCCCUGUGAGCCGGACCUGUGCCCGGAGACCCGCGGCUGCAGGGCCGGGCUGGUCCUGGGCUCCUGCGGCUGCUGUCAGGAGUGCGGGAACCUGGAGGGACAAGACUGCGACCAGGGGAACCGGAGCGUGUUCUCCGGGCUGUGCGGGACCGGGCUGCGGUGUCAGGGAGGAGGAGGAGUGGGGGAGGAGGAAGAGGAACAGGUGUGUGUGUGUGAACAGCUGGAGGUUGUGUGUGGUUCUGAUGGAAGAACAUACAUGAACACGUGUCAGUUCAGAGAGGAAGUGUUCUCCAGACCAGAGCUCACCGCCCGAGGGGGGGGCCCCUGCAAGACAGUUCCCGUCAUUAAGGUUCCUCCUCGGAGUCAGGUGGACGGGACAGGAAGUAGCCUGGUGUUCCUGUGCGAGGUGUUUGCAUUUCCGAUGGCGCUGGUGGAGUGGAGGAAGGAGGGGCGAGAUGUGGUCCUGCCCGGUGACGACCCACACAUCUCUGUCCAGUCUCGGGGCGGUCCUCUGAAAUUCGAGCUCUCCAGUUGGUUGCAGAUUGAGCGGGCGGAGCCUGGAGACUCUGGGACCUACCAUUGCAUUGCCCGAAACCACCUGGGAUCUGUCUCCGCCUCCGCUGUACUGGGAGUACUGGGAACAGAGGAGCUGUCGUCCUAUCUUGCCAACAGCGUCUCAGAGAUGAAGCAGCUGAUGGACGCCACAGACUAUGACCAGGACUCCUAUUGAUCCACAUGAGACUUCCUGUCAUGUGUCGUCCAUCACAGACUGUGGCAUCUCUGAAAUAGGACAGAUUCUGCUUCAGGUCACUUGAUGAUGAUGAAUGAAUAUAUAUAUAUAUAUAUAAGUAUAUUUCUUAUAAUGAUAAUGUCUGUAUCAGUUUCUCUUCACUCUGAAUGUGACAGGGAGGAUUCUCUAUUGGUUUUUCCUGUGUAACUUUUAUUCUUAUAUUUAUUUGAGCUGAUGUUUAUGUAUUUUCUCUGAAGUAUCUUAAGGAUUUUUAAUUGUAUCUGAAGUUCAAACUGAAAUGUUCUUUGAACGACGGGAACACUUCUCUCUCUCUCCUCACGUCAGACCCACAUCUUUCUUUCAUUGCUCAUUUAGUGACCAUUGGUUGCACACUGGUUUUCACAAUGCAUUGUGGGAUAUGGAGUCCACUGUGUGAGGUAUAAUUACUGUCAGUAAAGGCACUGUACAGUGAUUAUGUCUGGAUCUUUUCAAAGAGAUUAAAACUUUAUUGUCUGAAGGAAACGUGUGGCACACUCGUCUACUGAAGAUUUAAAUGAUGUUGGGUGAGACCCAGCAGGCUAAUGUUAGCAUGUUAGCACGGACCCACCGUCUCUCUGAUUGCGUUUAAAGAAUAUAAAAGAUCUUCAGGAGCUGCUCAGAAAGACGCUUCCUGCUGCUCGACCACAGGAAGUGACAGAGCAGCAGAAACCAGAUCCUCUGUCUGUUUCCACUCAGAGGAAACUGAAGCCACAUGUGGGGAAUCCAUUAACUCAGUCGGUAACCACAGCAACGGAGGGUUCUGUUUAAUAUUCUGUACUUGACUGUAGAUCUAAAGUCUGUCUCUGGAGCCACUGUCUGUUGUAAACAUGGAAUGAAACAUGAAUAUAAACCGAGAAGAAGAAGAAGAAACACAAACAUGAAGACGCUCAGACUGUCUCCUCCAGGCCGCCAGGGGGCGACAGAGCAGCUCAGACAGCGGAUCCAUCCUGUGUUGACAUGUAGCUGAGUUAGCAUUAGCUUGUGCUGUGCGGUAAGAUGAACGAUAAUUAAAUCGAAUUCAACUAAAGUUGACUGUGUGAACAGGGUCAGAGGUCAAAGGUGAGCUGGUGCAGUCUUCAUCAUGGUGAAGCAGCAGCGGAGGACAGACAGGUGUUUUCUUCCUGCAGCAGGAAACAGUGUGGCGCAGGUUCGAUUCCAUGUUGGUCCCAUACAGAGGAGACCGCCAUCGUUGUUGCACCAGGGUUCAGGCAGGCAGUGGGCGUGCUCAGGGACAGGAAGUGCUGACAGCUGGCAGCACUGCAGCAGCUCCACCACCACAGAAGAAGAGAGAGGAAAUACACAUGGAGACCUGGGACCUGGUGGAGGUUCAGGAGAGACAAAGAGGGCGAGACUGCAUGGAGACGCAGAGUUGUCUGCUCUGGUCCCUACGUCAUGUGAUCAACCAGCCAAUGAGAGCAGCUUGACACGAGGUGAG